Cynara cardunculus var. scolymus (artichoke) is the source of this 2252-nucleotide messenger RNA. Its product is annotated as F-box/LRR-repeat protein 3. Gene Ontology annotation, biological process: SCF-dependent proteasomal ubiquitin-dependent protein catabolic process. The transcript is spliced from 7 exons. Lineage: Eukaryota; Viridiplantae; Streptophyta; Magnoliopsida; Asterales; Asteraceae. Gene Ontology annotation, molecular function: protein binding. The record is from RefSeq and is a predicted model, not a curated record. Gene Ontology annotation, cellular component: SCF ubiquitin ligase complex. Bases 152 to 2182 code for a protein of 676 amino acids.
UUUUCCUGUUAAACGGUUACUUCAAAAACCAUCUCCACCUUCUUUAAAUCCAUCAACCAAUUUCUUUCUAAUCUAAUUAUUAUAUGCUUUGAACAAAAAUCGAAUCUCAUUUCUUUAUUAGUUUACAUAAUUUUGUUUUUCAAGAGGUAAAAUGAAGAAGCAAAAAUGUAUCCAGGAAGAUGCUGAAACCCAGAUCAACCCUUUUGAUUUUCUUUCAGAAGAAAUCGUUUUCUUAAUCUUAGAUUGCCUCCAAACAAACCCAUUUGAUCGAAAAUCAUUCUCUUUGGUUUCCAAAUCAUUCUAUUCAAUUGAAUCUCGUCAUCGCAAAACCUUAAAGCCCUUUCCUCGUACUACCAAUGAUCAUCAUCAUGAUCAAUUAAAAAAGCUGUUAAAUCGAUACCCAUUUGUAACCCACCUCGAUCUUUCCCUCUGCCCUCGAAUCCCGGAUAGUAGUUUAUCAUACAUAUCGAAUUCUUGCGGAAAAGCCUUGAAAUCCAUCAAUCUUUCUAGGUCUAAUUUCUUUACCCAUGUGGGUUUGUCAUGUUUGGUUUCCAACUGUGUUAAUUUGGUGGAUAUUGAUCUCUCAAAUGCUGUGCAUUUGAAUGACACUGCAGCCGCGGCUAUUGCGAGUUGUCGGAGUUUGGAGAGGUUGUGUUUAACUAGGUGCAAGUCUUUGACUGAUAUUGGAAUUGCGUGUAUUGCAGUUGGGUGUUUAAAAUUGAGGGUUUUGAAUUUGAAAUGGUGUUUAGGUGUUAGUGAUUUAGGGGUGGCUUUGAUUGCUGUUAAGUGCAAGCAGAUUAGAAGCUUGGAUCUUUCUCACUUGCUGAUCACGGAGAAAUGCUUGCCUUUGCUAUUGAAGUUGCAAUAUCUUAAAGUUUUGGUUUUAGAAGGAUGUUGUGGGAUUGGUGAUGAAAGUCUUGUGUCCCUCAAACAAGGGUGGAAGUCACUGAAGACGUUGAAUAUGUCGUAUUGUGAGAAUGUUUCUCAUGUGGGAUUGUCUUCACUAACCAGCAGCACCACUUGUCUUCAGAAUCUUAGCUUAGCAUACGGGCCAACGGUAACUCUUGCUGUUUCUGAAAGUCUGCAAAAGCUUUCCCAAUUGCAAUCGAUCCGGUUAGAUGGUUGCCAUGUUACAUGUUCUGGACUCAAGGGCAUUGGAAACUCGUGUGUUUCGCUCAAGGAACUAAGCUUAAGUAAGUGCUCGGGUGUGACAGAUGAUGGUCUUUCAUCUGUUGUGAUGAAACAAACAGAAUUGAAAAGGCUAGACAUCACAUGUUGUAGAAAGAUAACUCAAGCUUCGAUUGCCCAUCUCACAAAAUCAUGUGGGUCCCUCGUUUCUCUCAAGAUGGAGUCGUGUACCCUUGUUCCUUCAGGAGCUUUUGUUUUGAUAGGGCAACAUUGUCGUUUUCUUGAGGAGCUUGACCUUACUGAUAAUGAUGUCGAUGAUGAAGGCCUAAAAUCAAUCUCAAGAUGUUCCCAACUCUCUGUCUUGAAGCUUGGGAUAUGCCUGAAUAUAAGCGAUGAGGGGCUUAUUUUUAUUGGAAAUGGAUGCCCGAAACUUAUAGAGCUCGAUUUAUACAGAUCAGUUGGAAUUAAAGAUGCGGGCAUUUCUGCAGUUGCUCAUGGUUGCCCUUCCCUUGAAAUGAUCAACAUUUCUUACUGUGGAAACAUCACCGAUAGCUCCUUGAUCUCGUUGUCAAACUGUUCAAAGCUAAAUACCCUUGAAAGCCGAGGAUGCCCUCUUAUUACGUCUGUAGGACUAAAAGCCAUUGCCAUUAGAUGCAAGCAACUCACGAAGCUAGACAUCAAGAAAUGCUUCAAUGUAGACGACUCUGCAUUAAUCCCACUUGCUCAUUCUUCACAAAAUCUCAGACAGAUAAAUUUGUCGUAUAGUUCAGUGACGGAUGUUGGAGUGUUAUGCCUUGCUAGAGUGGGGUGUUUGCAAAGCUUGACGAUCCUUCACAUGGAGGGUUUGAGUGGAAGCGGACUUGCAGUUGCGCUGUUGGGAUGUGGAGGGCUGACGAAAGUGAAGCUACAAUCGUCAUUUAGAAGUUUGGUGCCAAGAUUGGUGAUCGAGCAUGUAGAAGCUCGUGGUUGCGUUUUUCAAUGGAGAGAUAAAGUGUUUGAGGCUGAAUUGGAUCCAAAAUGUUGGAAACUACAAGCACAAGACAUUGAAUUUUGAUUCAUAGACUGUUAGGUUCUUAUUGUUAUGCAUAAUAAAAGGUAUUUGUCUCUGGUUUUCUUUUAUUUGA